Messenger RNA from Passer domesticus (house sparrow), 7634 nucleotides. Its product is annotated as dystonin-like. The transcript is spliced from 6 exons. The record is from RefSeq and is a predicted model, not a curated record. Gene Ontology annotation, molecular function: structural molecule activity; keratin filament binding. Bases 1 to 6342 code for a protein of 2113 amino acids. Lineage: Eukaryota; Metazoa; Chordata; Aves; Passeriformes; Passeridae. Gene Ontology annotation, cellular component: cytoskeleton; keratin filament; cytoplasm. Gene Ontology annotation, biological process: intermediate filament bundle assembly; wound healing.
AUGGAGCGAGUGAAUAAAGUCAUUGCUGGUGUCAUUGACCAAACAACUGGAGAAGUCCUUUCAGUCUUUCAGUCUAUUUUAAGAGGUUUUCUUGACUAUGACACUGGAAUUAGAUUGCUUGAGAAUCAGCUGAUUCUUUCUGGAAUAAUUUCUCCAGAAUUAGGAGUGUGUUAUGAUUUGGAAGAAGCUAAAGUCCAUGCCUUAAUUGAUGAACAGAUUCUGUUGCAGCUGCAAGAAUUAAGUAAUGCAAAGAAGCUUAUGUCAGAAUCAUCAUUAGCAAAUAUUCCCGUUGUUUCAGCUUUAGAACAAGGUCUGAUUUCAGAACCUCUGGCUAUUAAAAUUCUUGAGAAUCAGCUUUCAAGUGGGUAUUUGAUUUUGCCAUCUACUGGAGAAAAGCUGUCUUUGCAGAAUGCUUUCCAGAGAAAUCUCAUUUCUCCAACAUUAUAUUCCAAACUCCUGGAAAGACAAGAUACGUGUAAAGAUCUCAUAGACCCCAAUUGUGCUGAGAAAAUUUCCCUUGAACAGAUGGUUCAUAGAAGUAUAAUACAUGAAGCAACAGGGUUAAGACUCCUACCUGUGAAACCACAAGAAAAAGGGAGAAUUGUGCUAAAAUGUGGAAGGAAGGUAACUAUUUUGAGGGCAGCCCAUGAAGGGCUCAUUGACAGGGAAACAAUGUUCAGGCUGCUGGGUGCUCAGUUAAUGUCUGGAGGUAUCAUUGACCCUGACUCAGGGAAACGAAUGACUGUGGAAGAGGCCAUGAGACAAGGGAUGAUAGAUCAGGACACUGCUUGUGGGAUCCUCACACGUCAGGUUCAGACUGGUGGAAUCCUUUGUCAAAAUUCAGGACAGCGCUUGACUGUUGAUGAAGCUGUGCAAUGCAACUUAAUAUCAUCUACCAGUGCUCUGCUGGUAUUAGAAGCACAGAGAGGCUUUGUGGGACUAAUUUGGCCUCACACUGGUGAAAUAUUCCCCGUAUCAACUUCUUUGCACCAAGAUAUGAUUACAAAUGAGCUGGCAUUCAAAAUACUGAAUGAUAGAAAGAAAAUAGCUGCACUUUACAUUCCAGAAACUUGUGAAAUAAUCAGUCUUGACAAGGCUGCAGAAUCAGGGAUUAUAGACAGUAAUACUGUAUCUGUUUUGACCAAUGUGACUUUACCAGAUAAAAUGCCCAAUGUAGAAGAAUUAAAGUCCCUUUGUAAAAAUGCUGCAAAAUGGUUAUCAACUUAUGAAUUUCUGCCAUCUGUAUUUCAUGGCUGUGAGGGGGAACAUGAAGUUUCUGGCACAGAAGAUGCUGUAUGUCAUAAUCUAGAUGAAGCUAAGAAACUAUUUGUGUCUUACCUGAUGGUAAAUAGUUAUAUGGAUGCAAACACUGGACAGAGACUUUUGUUAUAUGAUGGACAACUGGAAGAAAUAAUCAAUACGUUGCUGGAAGGUGAUAGUGCUGGGUACAAUGCUGGUGUGUCAGAAAUAGAGUUUAGUAACAAAUAUGUAAGUUCAAAAGGAAUUCACUUAAAGUCAGCAGACAGUGUUCAGGGUGAUCUUUCAGGUGCUGAGAAUUCUUGUAAUAACAGGAUAUGUAAUCAGUUUGAUGAUUUUGGGAAUUACAUAUCUUCACAAGAAAAUUCCCAUGUGCGCAGGCCAGAUGUUUGCAGUACUCUUGGCACUGAGCAAUCAGAUUAUACACAGGAGAUGCAGUUAACUAGCCCUGCAGAACUCAGAAAUGUAGUAAGCAGCACUCAAAAUUCCAUGGAAAGAAAUGAACUGAGAGGUGUUUUGGAGGUUUCUGAGUGGACAGAACUCUGUAAGCAUAACAAUCAGCAGACAAGUUCAGGAAACAUUGAAGGUUAUCUUCCAAAUGACUCAAAUACAAGACUUUUAUCACAAACAGCAAAAGAAAAAAUUUGUGUGGGAGACAGUCUGGAUAAUGAAAACAUGAAUGAUAAAACAUUACAAAAUUCCUUGAGUGUGAAUGAUUUGUCAGAUAAGGAAACAUGGAAGGAGGUGGAAAAGUGCAUGGAGCUGGAAAGGUGCACGGAAUAUGGGCCUCCCAUAUUUCAAGCUGACGGUAGCAGAAUGGUACUGGAUAACAGCAAGAAAGAUAAUUUUCAGAGAAGUCUUGAUCCAUCCGUCACUGCAGACACUGAAUAUAGACUACAAGAGGAAUUGGUUAGUCAAUGUUGUUUCACACCAAAGUUUGAAGACAAUAGAUAUGGUGCACAACUUCUUCGGGAAUAUACAGGUCCAUCCCUACAGGACUGUCUUUAUAUUCAUGGAAGGCCAUCCCUGGAGGAUUGUGCUGAUUUUCAGAAUAAACUGUGUCUAGAAGACAGCAUAGACAUGCACCAUAGGCUUUCAUUGGGUGGUGAUACUGUCAUAGACGAUGGCCCACCUCUGGGGGACAGUAACAGCACAGCACAAAGGCUGGCAGAAGAAGAAAGCGAUCUUAUAUUCCACAGGUUGCUGCCUUGUGACACUAGUUCUGACUCAUCAUUAGAGGGGGGUGAUGACAUCCCACAGCUUGAGAGUACCUGCUUGCAGCAUGGAUUUGGUGAGGUAGCUUCUGAAGAGGACAGCUCUCAGUUGGAUGAUGGUGAUGAUGAUGAUGCCUAUGAAACACCUCAGGGUGAUGAUGAUGACAGCGAUGUCUAUGAUACUCCACAAAUUGAUGAUGAUGAUGAUGAUGAUUCCUCUGACACUUCUCAAGGUGAUGAAGGGUUUGACACCUUGCAGUUGGGAGAUGAUGAUACACCAGAGCCAGAACUGGCUGGGAGAUCAGUUCCAUUAGGUUUUCUGGAGGAGAGAGGUGGUCGAAUAACCCUAAGAGAAGAGACCAGCUCUUUUCAAGAACUAGCAGCAAAUGCUGGAGAGAAUGUUCAUGUAAAUGUGCAAGGGCAGCCUCAGAGCAUAACUAUAGCUUCUGUAAAUACCAAGACUGUGGAAAAAAUCCUUGAGGGAAGGGAAAGAACAGGAAGUUUUGGAGAGAAGGAGCAUGAGUUACCAGUUACUGUUGAGAGUGAAGGAACAAAGGAAGGAGCCAUGAGCUAUUUACGGAAUAUGUAUGAAGCAGAUGUACAAGACAGGAAUGAGGAAGUUGAAAUGAAAGCAGAAGGUGACCUGUGUGAGGAGGAAUCUGAAGGUACACAGAAGGGGGAAGAUUAUGAGGAGGAUUAUGAUAGUUAUGAUGACUCUGACACGGAUUCUGACAGUGAAGAUGAAAUAGAUACUUUUUAUUCACAUCAUCAGUGUAUAAGUAAAGGUGACCAGCUGUUUAUGUCUGUAGAAGAUGUAGAAAGGAGCAAUGAAAACAAUCAGAAUAUUGAUGACUGCUGCUAUUCUUUAGGCCACAAGACAGGAUAUACUUUGCAAUUCCACUCUAACCAUGAAAAUGGAAAACUGUCCCCAGUAAUAUGUGAAUCAAUGUCAAAUAUUUCUGAAGAAAGAUGUGUUGGUCUUUCAUGUACCAGUGGAGAAGCCAGACAGCAGGAAACAGAAGACGAAUAUGGGACUUGUAUCAAAAGUGAACAGAUGCCGCAAGAUACUACUGAGCCUAUUCAGUCUGAAAAUACCUUUGACACUAAAUGGAUGUCCACUAAGAGUGAAGAGAAUAAUGACACACAGUUUGGAAUUCCAGGUUCUCAGCUUCUUGAUGGUACUGUGAAAUCUGACAUCAAUGUGACAGCUUACCUACAGCAAGCUGCUGAUGAAGACCAAGGUACCUGGACAAAUUUGCUUCUCUCAGAAUGCUUUACUGAUAGCAUGAAUAAAGACAAUAAUACCAUGCCAAUGUUACAUUCAAAUCAUGGACAGAGACAGAGAGAGGCACAGCUUACAGAAGAGAAAGUAUUAAAUUAUAUGGAACAACUAAAGGAAAGUUCAUCCCAAAUGGACAAUAAAUUCCUUACAGAUACCCCUUACGUGAGUGAUAAUAGGGACCCAAUACAUCCAGUCACCAGUUGGAAACAUGGUGAAGUAGAAAGAGGUUUUGAAAUUCUCACAGAAAAUAAAAAUAAAGUAAAUAUUAUGGAGGAAUGUGGUGUCAUGAGGCUAAGUAAUAGUCCCAUUCAGAUGGAAAACCUUGGGGAAAUAUUUGAUGCAACAGUAAUUAAAGCUGCUAGAGAAACUCCUGCUGCAAGUAAAGAAAAAGCAAAUAUUGAUCAAGGUUUUCUUGACAUUCAAGGGACAAGAUCAGAUGAAUUUAAGAGAGAUGGUAAAAUUUCUGUUUCUUUAAAACAACAUACAGCAUGCAUAAAAGACGGUGGUCAUUCAGAACUCAAUAAAAUUGAAUUCUGUUUUGACGACAUGGAAGGAGGGGGAAAAGGUAUACUAAAUGAAAAGGAUUUUCUGCUAAAUACGGAAGAAAUGCAUUCAAGUGAAUGUAACACUUACUCUUUUCCCCCACCUGAUACAGCGAAGCCAAAGGAGAUUAGCAUAACAAAACAAACAGAGAGACUUAACUGUCAAAAUACUGACAAUGUUCUUAUAGACAUUCCAGAAAACAAAAGCAGCAAUGAUAGUGAAAUUUCCCCCCGAAAUGCUUUAGGAAGUAUUGAGGAUGCCAAAGAAUUAGGGGAUGGAAGUGAAGUGCAACCUACUGGGAGACAUACCCAUACCACUGAUGUUUCCUCUGCAAUUCUGAGUAGCAUGGGGACUAAGUUGAAUUACGGUGCCCAGAGCAAACAUGAGGUGCUGAAAAACACAAAGGGAGAAAAUGUCAUGGUCAGUGAGACUUCCUCCCUUGGAAAUGGUUUCAAAAAACAAAUGUCCAUGGAGUCAUUGCAAAAAGAAAUGGGAUCCUGCAAAGACUUUCUAGUAAAGGAAGGUAUUUCACAAUCAGCAGAUGUGUCUGAUACACUAAUGGAAGACUUACAGAAUAUAUUACAAAGGAAAAUGAAAAUGGGACAUGUUUACUGCAAGGAGGAAGAUGAACCCCUAAGUUACUCUGAUACCAGAACUUUAAUGCAAAAUUUACUUAAAAUGGUUAGAAGCACUCAGCUUGAGAGUGAAAUGCCUAGUGGGUUAAAUCUGAAGCAAAUAAGCAAUGCUGUUAGAAAUGCAUUAAUGGUCACCACGCUGAGUACAGAGCCCAAGGACAGUGAUGCUCCUUCACUGCUUUGGCCUGAUUGCAGAAGUCCUGAUCUUCUUCAUGACAUUCUGAAGCAUGAAUCCUGCAAGCAAAAGACAGCUGGUUCAGAUGAAAGGAAGAGUGAAACAGACAUGAAAGCUCCUGUUCCCAAGCUUGCUACUACUGAACUUCUGGAAUUAUUUCAAAUCUCACUUGGAGAUGAAAGUACAAGCAAGCUAGAGGAGCUGAUAAAUGGUUUGCUUAGGAGCUCACAGGUUGCUGAUAGCACCACAGAGCAUGAGGGUAAAGGCAAAGGAGAUGGGGUUUAUUCUCUUUCCUCAACAGAACAAUCAGAACUUGGAUCAGAAAUUGAUGAAGAGAAAACAUUGGCAGACAAAACAACCACUACUUGGAAACGUGAUCAGGAGCAUGGGAAGACAGAAAGCCUGUCCAAAGGCUUUACUGAACCUGUUUUGAAAACAGAAGAAGCAAUCAUGGGAGACAUCUCCACUAGCAUGUUUGAUGGAGUACAGCAAUGUUUAAAGUUAACACAGAAAAUGGAAGAACAUUUGGCAGUGCUUCAAGAUAUGAAAAACCACCUAGAUAAACAGCAGCCUAUUAGCAACAGCCUGGAAAUACUAAAAGCUGAACUGGAACAGCUAGAGUCAUUUGAAUCAGGACUGGCUACCUUUGCAAUUAUCCUAAAAAAGGACAUGAAGCUGGCAGAAGAAUUCUUAAAGUCUUGUAACAGGAAUAUCCCAGAAGAGAAACUUAAAGAGCUAAAGAUAAGCUAUGACUCUUUGCAGGAAGCAUUUUUGGUGGUCUGUGAUAGAUCUUCAAAACGAGCAAAACAAAUAGUCUGUGCUGUUGACUUGGAAAUGUCUAAGCUUGCAGGAUUACACCAGCAACUUUUAAACCAACUGCAGACAUUUUCAGACUGGAUCACAGAGAACAAUGAAAUCGUGAAUGGCUUCACAGUGAAUACUCAUGAUAUAGAAGAGAUGAAGAAAAGUUUACAGCUAUUUAAAAACAGUGCUGCAGAGCUCAGCUGUAAAAAAAUGCAACUGGAGUCCACUGCGUUUGAUGUUCAGUUCUUCAUUUCUGAACACGCUGAAGAUCUUUCUCCUAAUCAGAGCAAACAGCUGCUGAGGCUCUUAAAUACCACCCAGAAAUCUUUUCAGGAAGCACAGGAAGCAAUAACUUCUCAAGUGGAAAGUUUAGAGACUCAGUUACAGGCAGUGCAAGAGCUGGGUGAUCAGAAGGUUUGCCUUUCUGUGUAAAUGUGUGCUGAAUGUUUCUGUCUAUGGAUGAGGAAUUUUUAUACCAGCAUGCAAUAUUGAGUGUAUUUCUAUCUUUUCCCUUUUUACUACAGAUACAUUUGUAGUUCUACAAAAAUGAUAUUGAUGAAAUUUGUUAAUUAUCAUUUUUGUCUUUCCUUGGUAUAUUCACAGAAACAGCAUAUUAAAUUAAGAACAGACACAGGUCUGCUCUUUCUAACAAUGAGAGAAAUUUACUUGAGGUUUCUCCCAAGUGUUGUUUCUUCAGCAGCUCUAUCAGUAAUUGAUCCGAGCUAUAUUGAUCACUGAAUUUGCUAUUGCACCAUUCCAUAACACUCUGGUCUUGGUGAAGAUUUUCUUUCCCUUUAGUUUGCCAGGUCUGCUUAUGUGAUCUUUUCUCUAGAUCUUCAUAGUCCAAAAACCAGAUUUGUUAAAAUCUGUGUAGCAUGGAUUGUUUUGACUGACAUGGGCUAGAGGGACAAACAGAUGAUUGAAUCAGCCAAGAUACUUGCAGUUCUAGGUGUGGGCACUGGGAAAACUGUGAGUCAAGUUGGGCCAGCCACUUCUUCAGCAAGUGUAAGCAGCCUUUUUACAGUGAAAAGAGGCUGCUGAUAAGAUGCUGCAGCUUAACAGCACCUCCUCUUCUCUCAUAGCAGUGCUGUUAGGACUCAGAAUCACCACCUCAGGCCCUGGUUUAUGUGUAAAUAAAAGUGCUUUAAUAUUCUGAAGACUUUGUAUUAUUUUGCCAUUCCAAGAACAUUUCCUUCUACUAUAUUUUGUGAAAGAAGCAUAAAAUUGAGUUUAGGAAAGGCACGGAUAAGUUUUCUAGGACUUUGUAACAACAAUGAGCUUGCAUGUUUUGUUCUUCUCUACUGCUUAAAAAGUUCACAAUUUCUAUUCAGGUAACAUGUUAUGCAUACCAAAAAGAGCUAACUCACAUUCACAACUAACCUCUGUUUUGAUGUCCUUUUUUUCAGAAUUAAUAGUGUUUACCACAGGUUUCAAGUGGUUAAGAGACUGGAUUUUCACUCCUGCUGUUUGGAGAUUUCAUCCUUCACAUAUGUGCAUGGCCAGACCUCUAUCGGGCAAUUCCAUCAAACAUGGUCUCUUUUACUUAAAACAUAUUUGAGGUUUAUCCAUAACUUCUAUAUGUUCAUCUUGCUCUUUAUACCACUGCUAUCAUGUUUACAGCAUACUUUAAAAAAUAUUGCUUUGCAAUAUUGAUGUUCAAAGAUUUCUAAUGUCUGAGUUCCUGAAGUGAGGAUUUUUUGUCUUACUGUUCCAUUGUACUUGGC